AUGGCAUCCGCAGACAAGGAUGAGUGGAAUGAUUACUGGAACGCCCUCAAGUUGUCUGAAAAAAUUGAAAAAUUACAUAAGGAACAUGCUAAAGAGAUAAACCAAUUAAAAGAAUGCAGUGCUAAGAGGUCGAACGGCUGUGAUAAGCAACAUCAGAAUGAAAAUAAAACCGGGAACGAUGAAAAAAACUGUGACGUUAUCAAGCGUAGGAUGUACAAUUAUGAUGUUAUUAAUUAUUAUAAAGACGAAACGAUAUUAAGGAAAAAAAUAAUCGAAUUAUCAGAUGAUAUAAUGACAGCAAUAUAUCACAUUUAUGAUAUGUUCCGUCUUUGCAAAGAUAAUGUUUUUCUGUCCUUUAAUGGAGGGAAAGAUGCCGUCGUAAUUUUACACCUCUUCAGGUGUGCAUAUGCUAAGUACAUACAUGAUGUUAACGGAGAAAGAAAAAAACCAAAGUUAAUUUAUUUUAAAGAUGAAGUAAAUGAAUUUCCAGAAGUGUAUCAAUUUUUAAACGAAUGUGUAUAUAUGUACGAUUUUGAUAUUAGUGUUAUUAAGGGGACAUGGAAAAGUAGCAUUACAAAAUUUAUAGAAACCUUCCAAAGAGAAUAUCGAAUUAGCAGGAUAGAUCAAAUGAAAGAAAAUAUCGUCGACUCCUGUGAAUUUUUUCCAACUAUAGCAUUUAUUAAUGGCACAAGGUUUAACGAUACACAUAGUGAAAAGUUACGAAUUUUGAAUAUCAGUUCAAGGGGACUGCCGCCAUACUUGUAUUUAAAUCCAGUUUUUUACUGGACCUAUGGAGCUAUUUGGACAUUUAUUUUAUAUUUUAAAUUUGAUUAUUGCAUUCUAUAUAAUCAUGGCUACUCCUCCAUCGGUUCAGUCCGUGAUACGGUAAAGAAUGAAUUCUUAAAAUGCAACGAUUGCUAUUUACCUGCUUAUUUCUUGAAAAACUGGGACUACGAAAGAUACAAUAGAGUGUCACCUGAAGAGAACCAAGACGGGAAUUGCUAG
Messenger RNA from Plasmodium knowlesi strain H, 1005 nucleotides. Its product is annotated as FAD synthetase, putative. Gene Ontology annotation, molecular function: FMN adenylyltransferase activity. Lineage: Eukaryota; Apicomplexa; Aconoidasida; Haemosporida; Plasmodiidae. The coding region runs from base 1 to 1005 and encodes 334 amino acids. The record is from RefSeq and is a predicted model, not a curated record. The transcript has a single exon. Gene Ontology annotation, biological process: FAD biosynthetic process.